AUGGACGACCUAGAGUCAUGUCAGGAUGGUUUGGGGCUUUCACAGGCCAAGCCCAAGCUGCCGUCUCCGGCUAAAGGUGAGAGCGCCAAAGAAGAGCCCGCGCCACCGCCGCCAAAGAAACGUCGCACUUCAGCCAACAAAGCUGGUGAAGCGACGGAAAAAAAGUGCAAGCGAUGCAAGAAGAUGAAGUUGUGCUCUGACUUCUACCAAGGCCAAGCUCAAUGCACUGACUGCAGCCAAGGACUUCGAAACCUGCAGAACGUUGCUAAGAGGUCUGGAGAAGCAGCGUGGCUCAAAGGCUUGGACGAUGCCGAGGUGGAUCAGCUCCUCCAAGCCUACAACAAGGAGAAAGCCAAAUGCGAGAAGGAACGCACCAAGGUAAAGUUCAACACGUCCCUUUACAGAGAGAGGACCAUCCAUGCAAGUGGUUACCGCAAGGAGGCUCGCCGCCGCAUGAUGACUGAAGACUACUUUUACAGUUGGGCAAAAACGAGUGAAGGUGGAACCCUCAGCGCCAGCCAAGCUCAACGGAAGUGGGAAGAGUAUGAGAGUGACCCUAGCACAGUUCGGGAAGGCGAAGGCAAAAGUCUCAAGCUGGCAAUCCCAAUCUUUGAAGACAUAGUCGAUUACGACGACGUUGGUGCCAGUCGUGAGAUUGAACAGCAGUCACGACUAGGAAACAAGUUGAGCAAGGACCAGCUGGCUGAGAAAAACAAAGUCUUGGUUCUGGCAGGCGGGAGGCGAAGCGCUCCGGAGCAAGACUUGGCGCACGCAGUGAUGAUGGACCAAGACAGCAGUGGGACGUUGAUUCCAAAGCUUUCUGCCUUGCCCACCAAGAGCAAGAAAGGCCUUGCCCCGGAGGCUGGGGAUAGUGAUGAUGACAAAGGUCAACGAGAGCCAGGGCAAGCUUCUGCCUCUGGUUCAUCAGCGCCCGAUGGCAAUGGCAAGCCUCAGGAGAACAAAUGGUUUGACGCUGUGGCUGAGAGAGCAAAAGCAGACAGAAAGUUCGGCCAAGACUUGCAGAAGGCAGUCAAGCGCUUGGCGACCAUGGAUGGUCAGAUGAAAGAAGCUAUGGACAUUGCACGAGCUGAAGCGACCACUUGUGGCUCAGCUGUUGCGGUGACAGAGAUGAAGAUCCUAGACACAAGGAACAAAGCGUUGUCCUUGGUCCGCACUGGCACCCCAGAAGAGUUGGAGACCCACAUCAACUCACUCUUGAAGAGCGAGGACGCAGUGUCUGUCAACACCAAUGGCAGUGCCAAGGAUGCUUCACUUGUGACAUCAGCGCCGUGCCACAACUUCCGAGCAUUGAUCACGGUCACGGCAGCCAGAACCUUGAACGAGCAGUUCCAGGGAGUCAAGUCUGCAGCAGAACUUGACCUCGCCUGGAAGUCAGUCAGGCAAGUUUUUGCGCACUGGGACGAGCUCAUGGGUGCGUACAAGACUGCCACCACUGAGCUGAAGAGAGCAAUUGAUUCUCAAGGCCCUGCAAAGGCCAAGGCAAAAGGAAAAGCGAAGGCAAAGGCCGGAGCCAAAAACAAGGGUUCCAAGAUGUAUGAAGUCUUUGGUGCAGGGUCAAGCGCGGCGACCCCCAUUGCCAAGUAUGAUACUUGGCCAGUCCCUGCCGAGCACGACAUGAGCAAACCUUUCCUUUUGGAGACCGCCCCACCUCUCCUCAAAAACGUGUUGGGAGAUGGUGGGGAUGACGUCGUUGCAGGUGUCAGAAAUGAGCUUUCCACUUUCGAAAGCAAGUUCAGCAAGUCCGACUUGCGAUUCACGGCCGGCAAGGCCCAACGACGCAUGGAUGAGAAGUCGGGGGCUGCGCUUGCAGAGUGCGCCUCGUCUCUACUUUCCAACCACACCGUCCUCGACGUGGGCAAGUGGCAGCCGCCCAGUUGCUAUGCAACGAUUCAAAAGCACAGAUCUUUGCAGUAUGAGGUUGGUGGAUUCGCGAGCCUUCGCUUCUGCUGCAAAGGACAUGUGGCUUUGGCCGACCCGCUGACUGUGAUGCACACUAUGGAAGCUCUCAACAACAAGAAGAAAGAAGAUGAGAGGGAUCGGGUGACAUACGCUUCAGCUCCACCAUUCUUGACGCAUGCUGAGGCAGAGGACUUGGAAGAUCUUGCGGGCAAGGGUGCCCUCUUCUGUGGCAGGUUGGAGCCAGGACAAGUCUUGUAUACUCCUGCCGCCAUGGUUGCAGGGGAGGCGAUCCAUGACAGUGACCACGUGGGGUUGAAGACAUCUUUGAUAGCUGUGGGGCCCGGAGAUGGAGACAAGACCGGGAUUGCAGCGCUGCGAGCCAUGCAGAUGGAAGCCAAAGACUGCGGCAAGAAAUCUGAGACUUUGGAUGAUCUGGUCACAGCCAUCGAUGACAAGAUCUCUAACAUGAAGGGUCCCCCACAUCCACCGCCGGCGGAUGCAGGCAACGCGAGCUAG
This is a messenger RNA of Durusdinium trenchii, 2436 nucleotides long. NCBI's taxonomy places the organism in Eukaryota, Dinophyceae, Suessiales, Symbiodiniaceae. The record is from the annotation of a GenBank genome assembly.